This is a messenger RNA of Spathaspora passalidarum NRRL Y-27907, 1526 nucleotides long. RefSeq lists its product as uncharacterized. NCBI's taxonomy places the organism in Eukaryota, Fungi, Ascomycota, Pichiomycetes, Serinales, Debaryomycetaceae. The transcript has a single exon. The record is from RefSeq and is a predicted model, not a curated record. The coding region runs from base 194 to 1480 and encodes 428 amino acids.
UGCCAAAGCAUGCAACAUUUAUGAUAGCAAGCAACCAGUCAUAACUUCAUUCUAUUAAAAUAUUAGCUUGCCCUCUUUCAUUUAUUGUAUAAUUGGUCUGAAGUACUUGAAGAAUUAAGGGUGGAGCUGUUACGAAGAUAAUCUGAUAAUGCUUUCUAAUUUGCCACUAGAAAUACAGAUUAAGUUGCUCCAAAUGGAGCCAACUUCGUCCUUGAAAUAUGUUAACUCCCACUUUUAUCUCCUUUACAAUGAUUUGUUUUACAAUAAAAUUAUUUCAGUUUUUGGAGAGGAUAUCAUUGGCAUUCUCGUUAAAAUUCUUCCUUGGCUCAAACCUUACAUUAAAAGUUUAGACACAUUUAGGUAUGAUGCAAGAAUGGUGGUAGCAUCACGGUUAGGACUAGUUGAUAAUGGAGUUAGUGAAGUUGGUAACCCAUUGAAUUGCAUGUUUGUUAAGGAUUCAUGGAAAUAUGUCUAUUCUGUAUUGAAGAAUAAGAGGUUAUAUGCAGAAUAUUCGGACUAUAGAAUUGAUGAACCUUCAAACUAUGUGUACAACCACUUUGUUGAAAUAAAUAGAACAUAUUUGUUGUCAUAUUCAAAAGCAAUUUGGUUACCACCAGGAAAUUAUAACUUGAAUAUAGGAUUGGCUGUGAAGCACGGAAGUGGUUUGGGAACAACUAAAUUUGAGAUCAAAUAUGCAAAUGAAGACGGGAAAGUUGUUGUUCAAACAUUUUAUCCACCUACUAAUAUCAAUGAGAUAUUGCCCAAGAAUCAGUUUUGUUUUCUUAAAAUUGGUGAAUUUAAAGUUCCGCCCAUUCAACCCAAGAGAGCAGAUUUAGAAGGUAGGGUUCAACUACUACCUAAGUUAAGGAAAGUUCAACUUACUAUGGAAGAAAUUGGGUUGUACCUUAAAUCUGGAUUUCUGAUCUAUUUUAUUGAUAUUUCACAACCAACACUACUUUACAAUGAUUAUGACUUGAUGUACUACACGGUAAAGGAAACUAAUUACAAAUACUUUGUAAAUAUUUUGCUCAAGAAUUUAUACAAAGCAUUGAAUUUUGUUCAAAAUGGUGGUUGCCCCGAUGAUCCAAAUAUUCAGUGUGUUCCAAACUAUUACGGAGGAGGGGAUCCCUUCGUAAUCAGCAAUCGGUAUCAUAAGCUACAAGAUUGCACAGGUGACCUGGAGUUGCUGCAGGACAGUGUUCUGCUCCCGGGAACUUUUUCAGGGUACGACGAAAAGUUACUAAUGAAGUAUGCUGAUUUUUAUUAUAAUAGCAAAUUUAAGAAGAGAUACUUUAAAUUUACUACUAUAUAUCAACGUCGCCAAUUUAUAAACAGGUUUGGUGAUUUUGAAAUGGAUUGGAAUGAUUCUAAUGAGGAGGAGGGUGAUAGUAAAAGUCCAGAAGCUUUGACUCAUGUUCGUAGAUGUUCUUAUGACAAGGAGGGCUUAAAGUGGAAGAUCCCUAUAGUUGGGGAAUUAUAGAUUUGCCUAUUUUAUAGAAUAGAUAAAGAAAUAAACAUGGGGAUUC